ACAUCAAGAAGAAGGAGUGCUGCUUCUACGUGCAGAAUGAGAGUGAGAACAUUUGUAAAUGUGGCUACCCCAAAGACAAGAAUGCUUUCGAGUCAGAGAGGUUUCUGGGACAGACCUUGGAGGGACAGAGGCACAUACGCGAGGUUCCCACCGAUGCCUUUGGAGAAAUCAAUUUUGGAGGCCACAGCCAAAACAUGGCACAGUAUGUGCGUGUCUCCUCAGAUACCCCGCCCGAAGAUUUGUACCACCUGAUUACGGAGUACUGGAAGCUCCGCCCCCCGAACCUGCUCAUCUCAAUCACAGGUGGGGCCAAGAACUUCUACAUGAGGACACACCUGAAGCAGAAGUUCCGCAGAGGCCUCAUCAAAGUGGCCCAGAGCACAGGUGCCUGGAUCAUCACCGGGGGCACCCACGCCGGGGUGAUGAAGCAGGUGGGGAUGGCCGUGCGUGACUACACCCUCAGUAGCGGUUCUGCCCGGGGGGAGAUUGUGACCAUCGGGGUGGCGCCCUGGGGCAUUGUACACAAUGGCCAGUCCCUCAUAAACCCUAAGGACGGUUUUCCUGCCAACUACACACUGGAUGAGCAGGGCCAGGGCAGGCUCUCCUGCCUGGACAGCAGCCACACGCACUUCCUUCUGGUGGACGACGGCAUGCACGGCCAGUACGGCGGUGAGGUCGGCCUGCGCAGCCGCCUGGAGAAGUUCAUCUCAGAGAAGCCCCUCCUGGGAGACGGAGAAAGUCAUGUGAAGAUCCCUGUUGUGUGUGUGGUGUUGAACGGAGGAGAGAGCACUCUGAAUACCAUCUACAGUGCCAUGUUGAACGGCACCACGUGUGUGGUUCUGGAGGGUUCGGGCCGGAUAGCAGAUGUAAUCGCUAACGUGGCCGGGAAACCCGAGUUGCAGGUCACCCCGGAACUGAUCCAGACGCAUAUAGAGAGGUUCUUCGGACAUGAAUAUGAAACCCUCUCCGAGAUCAAAGUCAAAGAGUGGACGGAAAAGAUCCAGGACAUCAUCAGUAAGCCACAUCUCCUGACCGUGUUCCACAUGGACGAGGACAGCAACAGCGAUGUGGACGUGGCCAUCCUCCAGGCCUUCCUCAAAGAGGUGUGUCCCCCUUUAUGUAUCUUUAUGUCUAAAGUGGGUGUCCUUUCAGGAUCCAGGACUGAGAACGUGGGGUAUAGGAAGCAGCUGGGAAUGGCCUUGGACACUGAAGAGAGAAAGAUCUUCACAGAGUCUGAUGACCUGCACAAGGCCAUGUUCUCGGUCCACAUGAACCACAAGUUGGAGUUUGUGAGGCAGCUGGUGAACAAAAAGGAAGAGGAAGACCCUGUGAGAGACUUCUUCCUGUGGGCCAUUCUGAAGAAUGAAAAAGAGCUGGCUCAGAUUGCCUGGGAACAGUGUACAGACAGCAUAGCUGCUGCUUUGGCAGCCAGCAAAAUUCUUAAAAAAAUGGCACAGGAGUCGGAGAACAAUAAUGAAGAUCUCGCCAACAACACGAGAGAACUUGCCAACCACUAUGAGAGACAGGCCAUUGGUGUGUUCAAUCAGUGCCAUAGCACUAAUGACUGGAAAGCCCAGAAACUUCUGAUCCGAAUCUCUCCAUCUUGGGGCGAAGCCAGAUGUCUACGCUUGGCACUGGAGGCGAACGACAAGAACUUUGUGGCUCACUCAGGAGUUCAGGCUCAUCUCACCCAGAUCUGGUAUGGAGAGCUGUCUUUGGACACCCCUCAGUGGAAGACACUCCUCUGCAUGCUGUUCUUCCCACUCAUCUACACAGGCUUCAUAACCUUUAGAUGUGAUAACAAGAACAUUAAGAGGGAGAACUCAAGGGAUGAAGAGACGGGAAGCUCGGCCGAUACCAGCGAUUCUCAGGACAGUGACCAGCUAAAGCUACUGAGUUGCCUAGACUGUGGAAGUUGGAAGCUGUGGAAAUUCUACGCAGCCCCACAGGUGAAGUUCUACUGGAACAUCGCCUCCUACUUUGGGUUCCUGUGGCUCUUCUCUUUCGUGCUGAUGAUCGACUUCCAGCCCACGCCGUCAUGGACGGAGUGGCUGCUCUACGUUUGGGUGACCUCUUUAGUGUUUGAGGAGGUCAGACAGCUUUUUGAUGAUCCGGAUGGAUUUGGGUUCCGAAGGAAAGCCAGGAUGUAUAUUAAUGACUUGUGGAACAUUCUAGACGUGGCUUCCAUCCUGUUCUUCAUCGUUGGUCUUGUCUGCAGGUGGACUAGCACUGCGUUUUACGCAGGAAAGAUCAUCCUCUGUAUCGACUUCAUCAUCUUCUGUCUGCGCCUCAUGGCCAUCUUCACCAUCAGCAAAACCCUGGGCCCAAAAAUCAUCAUUGUCAAAAGGAUGGUGAAGGAUCUGUUCCUCUUCAUGUUCCUGCUCAGUAUCUGGGUGGUGGCCUAUGGGGUGGCUAAACAGGGCAUUCUGAUCCACAAUGAGAACAGACUGGACUGGAUCAUCAGAGGAGCUGUGUAUGAGCCCUACCUCAUCAUAUUCGGCAAUGUCCCUACCAACAUCGACAAUACUGCAUUUGAUAUGAACACCUGCACUGUGAAUGGCACUGACCCUAUGCGACCAAAAUGCCCUGUGCUCAAUGCCAACCAAAUGCCAGCCUUUCCUGAGUGGCUGACUAUCAUCAUGCUGUGUAUUUACCUUCUCUUUGCCAACAUCCUGCUCCUCAACCUCCUCAUUGCCAUCUUCAACUACACAUUUGAGGAGGUGCAAGACAACACCGAUAAAAUCUGGAAGUUCCAGAGGUACGACCUGAUUAAGGAGUACCGCCGUCGCCCGGCUGCGCCCCCUCCCUUCAUCCUCCUCAGCCACCUCUACCUUCUGUUCAGGCACUACAUCUUAACGAGCCCCUGCUGCCGCUGCUGCAAAGAGAGUUCAUCUAAAACUAAUGAGUUGAUGACAUGGGAGGCUAAAAUGAGGGAUAAUUACAUGGCCACCCAGCGUCAAGAGAGGAUUGAGAGCUCAGAGCGUCGCAUUCAGGACACGGUUGACCGGGUUGGCUCCAUGUCAGAGCUGCUGGAGAGAGAACACGACCAGAGCAACAUGGCAAAGCGGCUGGUUCAGCUGGAACAACAGGCCUCCCAGUCUGCUAAAGCACUACAGUGGAUCAUGGACACCCUAAAAGCCCAAGGUUUCCAAUCUAAAGAGGAGCCUCCUUCCAUGUGAGGUGGCUUUAGACUGGCUUCCUCUGAAAUCAACUACGAUUAACUGGAGUUAGGAAGGAUGGCACGGACCAUUAACACAUUCACAUUGAUUUGUUUGUAAGGCUGUUGCUCUGCCAUUUCAUUUAAAACUCAUUUGUUACUGCUUAUAAAUUCAUGCUAUAAUUGUCAUCAACAAAACCUAAAGCUGCUGUGAGCCAUUAAAACAAUUU
Messenger RNA from Sardina pilchardus (European sardine), 3387 nucleotides. RefSeq names its product transient receptor potential cation channel subfamily M member 2-like. Lineage: Eukaryota; Metazoa; Chordata; Actinopteri; Clupeiformes; Clupeidae. The record is from RefSeq and is a predicted model, not a curated record. Gene Ontology annotation, cellular component: plasma membrane. Gene Ontology annotation, biological process: calcium ion transmembrane transport. Gene Ontology annotation, molecular function: ligand-gated calcium channel activity. Bases 195 to 3179 code for a protein of 994 amino acids. The transcript is spliced from 25 exons.